CGCGUUUCCCUCAGGCUCCGGACUCCAUGGCUGAGGCGGUGGCGGCGGCGGCGGCGGCGGCGGCGCCGUGAGGAAGGAGUCCGCGUCCGCGGUGGCUGAGGCGGCGGCCGGCUCCAGGCCGGGUUUUGGCGCCCGCCCGCCUGCUGCCUCCUGGCGGCUCCUGAACUCCAGCCCCCUCUCUAUCAGCCUCUCACUCCGUCUCAAUAUGUCUCAAGAUGGCGGCCAAUGUGGGAUCGAUGUUUCAAUAUUGGAAGCGCUUUGAUUUACAGCAGCUGCAGAGAGAACUUGAUGCCACCGCAACAGUAUUGGCAAACAGGCAAGAUGAGAGUGAACAGUCCAGAAAGCGGCUCAUUGAGCAGAGCCGAGAAUUCAAGAAGAACACUCCAGAGGAUUUGCGCAAGCAGGUAGCACCACUGCUCAAGAGCUUCCAAGGGGAGAUUGAUGCACUGAGUAAAAGAAGCAAAGAAGCAGAGGCAGCCUUCCUGACUGUGUACAAGAGACUAAUUGAUGUUCCAGAUCCCGUACCAGCCCUGGACGUCGGGCAACAGCUGGAAAUAAAAGUGCAGCGUCUACACGACAUUGAAACAGAGAACCAGAAACUUAGGGAAACACUAGAAGAGUACAACAAGGAGUUCGCUGAAGUGAAAAAUCAAGAGGUUACGAUAAAAGCACUUAAGGAGAAAAUCCGAGAAUAUGAACAGACCCUGAAGAGUCAGGCCGAGACCAUCGCUCUGGAGAAGGAGCAGAAGCUACAAAAUGAUUUUGCAGAAAAGGAGAGAAAGCUGCAAGAGACACAGAUGUCUACCACCUCAAAGCUGGAGGAAGCUGAGCACAAACUCCAGACUCUGCAAACAGCCUUGGAAAAAACUCGAACAGAAUUAUUUGACCUGAAAACCAAAUAUGAUGAAGAAACUACUGCAAAGGCUGAUGAGAUCGAGAUGAUCAUGACUGACCUUGAACGAGCCAACCAGAGGGCAGAGGUGGCACAGAGAGAGGCGGAAACUUUAAGGGAACAGCUCUCAUCAGCCAACCACUCUCUCCAACUGGCCUCACAGAUCCAGAAGGCUCCAGAUGUGGAGCAGGCCAUAGAGGUGCUGACCCGAUCCAGCCUAGAAGUAGAGUUGGCUGCCAAAGAGCGGGAGAUCGCCCAGCUGGUGGAAGAUGUGCAGCGACUCCAGGCCAGCCUCACCAAGCUGCGUGAGAAUUCCGCCAGCCAGAUCUCACAGCUGGAGCAGCAGCUGAACGCCAAGAAUAGCACACUCAAACAACUGGAAGAAAAACUCAAAGGCCAGGCUGACUAUGAAGAAGUAAAGAAAGAGCUGAACACCCUGAAGUCCAUGGAGUUUGCACCGUCGGAGGGAGCAGGGACACAGGACUCUACCAAGCCCCUGGAGGUUUUGCUCCUGGAGAAGAACCGCUCACUGCAGUCUGAGAAUGCCACGCUGCGCAUCUCCAACAGUGACCUGAGCGGGUCAGCCAGGAGAAAAGGGAGAGACCAGCCUGAGAGUCGGCGCCCGGGACCCUUGCCGGCCUCCCCUCCUCCUCAGUUGCCCCGCAACACGGGGGAACAGGUUUCCAAUACUAACGGUACACACCACUUCUCACCAGCGGGGUUAAGUCAAGACUUUUUCAGCUCAAACCUGGCCAGCCCCAGCCUACCCCUGGCUUCUACAGGAAAGUUUGCACUAAACUCUCUUCUCCAGCGACAGCUAAUGCAGUCCUUCUACUCCAAGGCCAUGCAGGAAGCCGGAAGCACAAGCACGAUUUUUUCAACAGGUCCUUACAGCACAAACUCCAUAUCUUCCCAAAGUCCAUUACAACAAAGCCCAGAUGUAAAUGGCAUGGCCCCAUCUCCCAGCCAGUCAGAAAGUGCUGGGAGCAUCUCAGAGGGUGAGGAAAUUGAUACAGCAGAAAUCGCCCGGCAGGUCAAAGAACAACUGAUCAAGCACAACAUUGGACAGCGCAUUUUUGGACAUUACGUCUUGGGACUGUCUCAAGGGUCUGUGAGUGAGAUUCUGGCCCGGCCGAAGCCCUGGAAUAAGCUGACUGUCCGUGGCAAGGAGCCAUUCCACAAAAUGAAGCAGUUCUUGUCUGAUGAGCAGAACAUCCUGGCACUUCGUAGCAUCCAAGGCAGACAGAGAGAGAAUCCAGGCCAGAGCCUGAACAGACUCUUUCAGGAAGUACCGAAACGAAGAAAUGGGUCUGAAGGUAACAUCACUACCCGGAUCCGAGCAUCUGAGACUGGUUCUGAUGAAGCCAUCAAGUCCAUCCUGGAACAAGCCAAGAGGGAACUCCAAGUGCAGAAAACCGCUGAGCCAGUCCAGACAUCCUCCACAUCUAGCAGUGGGAACUCUGACGACGCCAUCCGCUCCAUUCUACAGCAGGCCCGCCGGGAAAUGGAGGCCCAGCAGGCUGCCCUUGACCCUGCCUUAAAGCCAGCACCACUGUCCCAGCCCGACCUCGCCAUCCUCACCCCCAAGCUCCUGUCUGCCUCACCCAUGUCUGCUGUGCCCACUUACCCCCCUCUUGCCAUCUCCCUUAAGAAAACCCCUGCAGCACCUGAGGCCAGUACUUCAGCCUUGCCCAGUGCCCCAGGCCUCAAAAAAGAGGGUCAGGAUGCUCCCACACUGGACCCGCCAGGAUCAACCGACGCUGCGCAGGGAGUGCUGAGGCCGGUGAAGAGCGAGCUGCUCCGCGGCAGCGCCUGGAAGGAUCCCUGGUGGAGCCCUGUACAGCCUGAAAGAAGAAAUCUCACUGCUUCCGAAGAGACCAAGGGCGAGGAAACAACCGCAAGUGGGAAAGAAAAGGCAGGCAGCAGCCAGCCGCGGGCAGAGCGCAGCCAGCUUCAGGGACCCUCAGCAUCAGCAGAGUACUGGAAAGAGUGGCCCAACGCUGAGUCCCCAUACUCCCAGAGCUCAGAGCUGAGCCUCACUGGAGCCAGCCGCAGUGAGACACCCCAAAAUAGCCCUCUGCCCUCCUCCCCACUUGUGCCCAUGGCGAAGCCGGCCAAGCCUUCAGUGCCCCCGCUGACUCCUGAGCAGUACGAGGUCUACAUGUAUCAGGAAGUGGACACCAUCGAACUCACUCGGCAGGUCAAGGAGAAGCUGGCCAAGAACGGCAUUUGCCAGAGGAUCUUCGGGGAGAAGGUAUUGGGCCUGUCCCAGGGCAGUGUCAGUGACAUGCUCUCAAGGCCAAAACCAUGGAGCAAACUGACCCAAAAAGGCCGGGAACCCUUCAUCCGGAUGCAGCUUUGGCUGAAUGGAGAGCUAGGCCAAGGUGUUCUGCCUGUGCAAGGGCAACAACAAGGGCCAGUCCUCCACUCAGUGACGACUCUGCAGGACUCCCUCCAGCAGGGCUGUGUGAGCUCAGAAAGCACUCCAAAGACCUCUGCCAGCUGCAGCCCUGCCCCCGAGUCCCCAAUGAGUUCCAGCGAAUCCGUGAAGAGUCUCACCGAGCUGGUCCAGCAGCCCUGUCCCACCAUUGAGACCAGUAAAGAAGGCAAACCACCAGAACCCAGCGACCCACCCGCCUCAGACUCCCAACCCACAACACCGCUGCCUCUCCCUGGACACUCAGCCCUCAGCAUCCAAGAAUUAGUAGCCAUGUCUCCUGAGCUGGACACCUACGGCAUAACCAAGAGGGUCAAAGAGGUGCUGACAGACAACAACCUCGGUCAGCGCUUAUUUGGGGAGACUAUUCUGGGGCUCACCCAGGGUUCUGUCUCUGACCUCCUUGCCCGCCCGAAGCCCUGGCAUAAGCUUAGUCUGAAAGGACGGGAGCCCUUUGUCCGAAUGCAGCUUUGGCUGAACGACCCCAACAAUGUGGAGAAGCUGAUGGAUAUGAAGCGGAUGGAGAAGAAAGCCUACAUGAAGAGGCGGCACAGCUCUGUCAGUGACAGUCAGCCUUGUGAGCCCCCCUCUGUGGGUAUCGACUACAGCCAGGGCGCCAGCCCCCAGCCACAACACCAGCUGAAGAAACCUCGAGUGGUGCUGGCUCCAGAGGAGAAGGAAGCGCUAAAGCGAGCCUAUCAGCAGAAGCCAUACCCGUCACCAAAAACCAUCGAGGAGCUGGCCACACAACUCAACCUGAAGACCAGCACCGUCAUCAACUGGUUCCAUAAUUACAGGUCUCGGAUCCGCAGAGAACUGUUCAUUGAGGAGAUCCAAGCUGGAAGCCAGGGCCAGGCCGCGGCCAGCGACUCACCUUCAGCUCGAAGUAGCCGCGCUGCACCCAGCUCGGAAGGCGACAGCUGUGAUGGCGUGGAAGCCGCCGACGCCGAGGAGCCAGGUGGCAACACAGCGACCACCAAGUCUCAGGGAGGGCCGGCAGAGGUGGCCGCAGCCCCGGCAGACCGGGAAGAAGCGACGCAGCCGGCCGAGAAGGCGAAGGCACAGCCACCAUCCUCGGGGACCCCAGGACAGGACCACGGUGAAGAUGCAGGCCGACCGAGGCCACUUCCCGACGGCCUCCCCGAGGGCCCAGCGCCCGUGCCAAACCUCGCUGCCCCCGCAGCCGGAGAGGACGCCGCUACCUCAGCCACUGCGCCGCCGGCCACGGCCACCGAGGCCCCUGGGGCGGCCAGGGCGGGCCCCGCCACCGAGAGGAGUUCUGCGUUGCCAAGCACCAGCGCGCCUGCCAGCGCGCCUGCGCGAAGGCCGAGCUCCCUGCAGAGCCUCUUCGGGCUGCCUGAGGCCGCGGGCGCCCGGGACAACCCGGUGCGGAAGAAGAAGGCUGCGAACUUGAACAGCAUCAUCCACCGCCUGGAGAAGGCUGCCAGCCGGGAGGAGCCCAUUGAAUGGGAGUUCUGAGGGCGCCGGGCCUGUGGGCCUGAGCAGCAGGGCCUCGCGGUUCUAGCCAGGCCUCCUUGCGCCUCGCAGGUCCCGGGCGGGCCGAGUCAGCGCCGGCUGGUAGUGGGCUGGGCAGGCGGGGGGCGUGGAGGGCUGUGCUGACCCGACCGACCCACGGGGCCUGGACGUGAUGCGCACUUACCGCCCUGCGGGCCACAGGGCAAAAUCGCCAUAGGCCAAGGUGCAUAUAGAAAACAAAGGAGCAUUAAGCCCAAUCUAUGUCGUGUUUUCAAGGAAGAAAACGGAAAUGUGUAGUCAAGCUUUUUUGUACCCUGAAGUGUUUUUUUUUUUUUUUUUAUUGCCCUAAGUGAUUUCCACAGGUUCUGGAAUAACUCUUUACAGCUUUUGCCUUGCGCCCUCCUCUUUCGUGUGGGCUUUAAAAAAAAAAAAUCAAACCCACAUAUUAAAAGGGGGCUUUUUAUCUGCCAUCUAAUGGCUUCAGAGCGAUAAUACACUAUUAUCUUCUUAAACCAGGAAGGGGGGGGAUUUUUUCAGAAAAAUUAAAAAAAAGAAAGUUUUUGUAGCUGUUCAGUUGCCACUAAGAGAUUGCACAGUCAAACCGACUCUAAACACACUAGUUUGGAUUCCUAAAUAUUUUCAAGAAAAGAAUCUUCUCGUUUGAAACUUUGAAUUAAAAUAAAACACAUUUACUCCACAUAUUUUUUAACAAAAAAAGAAAAAAAAGAAAAGUCACAUCAGGAAAAAUAUCUGAUUUUGUGGUAGCUGACAUAGUGUUUUCUUGUACGUAACUAGAAUCCUGACAUGUAGUGCACAUUGAUCCAUAGCUUUAACUGACUCUGGACUUUUGCUGGCCAGAGUUUGUUUAAUACACUCCAUUCUAGGCCAAAUCAGGACAAAAAGAAAGAUCCGAAUCUAGGUAUUUUAUAAUCUGCUUUUUAACCUCUAACCGCAGAGCACGCUGAUCAGACCUCAUAUCUCGGAGGUUUAGGAGACAAGUUAGAACUGUAGCAUGUACCGGCUCAUUUUGUUUUAUUUAUGGUGUCUACGUCUGUGUUGGCACAUCUGCGCAUGUGCAAGCGUCGAAAGGAAGGAAAUGUAGGCCCACAAGGUCGCAGCAGUUAGUCCCUCACGUGCAGGCAACCGUCUGCUCAUCUUUCCUUGGCACAGAAGGCACCUCACCUCACGCCACUCUUCCAGGGCACCUGACAGACUGAGCCCCCCCAGGGGAAGAUGCUCCCUGGGCCUGGGCCUGGGCCUGGGCAGGGCUGGCGCAGCUGGGCGCACACUCUCUUCCUCUCUCUUCUCAUCCCCUUCCCACCACAAGCACUGAUAACCCUAUGUACUCGUGGGAAGUUUCCUUUCCUGCAGAAGAGAGAACGCUGCAGUCUGGGCUCUAUUCCCAUCCCUGUUGAGAUGGCCCAAAUUCACCAAAAUGGUGACACUCUUCAAUUCCAGACCAGACCAUUGGCCCUUCAUUCAUUUCUUCUCUCACAAUAUUUUUUUUUAUGCACAGUUUAGGGCAAUCUAAGUACAAAUCAAAAGUCUAACUUGUCUCUUGAUUCCUCCCGUUGUCUAUGUGUAUAUGCGUGAGUAUAGAGGUGGAUGAAAGUGUGUGUGCGUGUGCGUGUGCAAUUUUAUACGUCUGUGUAUUUUCUUAAGUACCUGUGCACACAUAGAGUGCAUUACUGCCACCUUUUUCAAUAAGCUGGUUUAUCAGUCAUGGCUUCUACAGGUUUUGCUAAUUUAGACUCCUUAUUGCCAUAUCUUUAAACUAACAAUAGAUGAUUUCGGUAUAUAUAUAUAUUUUUUUUUGCUUAUUUAUAGGUGCUGUAUUUUAUUAUCUGAUUGUUAGGAAGGGAUGAAAGGGGCAAAUAUUCUUUAGAGGGAUAGACUGCCGGCAGUAUUGGGUAUAAUUUACAAGAUGUAGCUGUCAUACUGUAUAUUACUGAUUGAAAACUUUUUGACCGUAUUGUGUAUCAUUGAAACUUUUGUCUUAGGUCAACAUCUUUGGAUGACAUUUUAAUGGUGCAUUCAUUAUUUCUUAAGUUUAAUUAAUUAAUAGUACUUUUUUUAUUUGGGAGGGUGGGAGGGAGUUCUAAUUUUAAAGGUAUCUCCCACUAUGACACCUCAGUGUGCUUGUUAUCCCUUAGCUUGUAGGCUUUGACUGUCAGACGUGAAACCACAUUUCUUGCAUGAUGUUUGGAGCUUGUGUAUUUUCAUUCACAGUCUUUCAACCUGCAGCUGCAAGCCCUUAGUUGGAGUUUUCACAAACUGUAAGAGUCACGACACUAAAGACAAUGCCUUUUCAUGAACGAGAAGUUUCCAAGAGGCUCUAGGAGGCUGGGAGGCAGGCCCCUGGCUCUGUCUUUGGAUGGUUGCAUCACUUCUGAGCUUGAGAUCCGGGUUCGGUGAGAAGAGAAUUCACAGUGGAGGGACAGAAGGAAAAAGCAAAGUCCCACCUGCCUCUGUGCAAGGACGUUGAGUGAGGAAGAGCUCAUUCACCCAGGGAGUCAUUAGGGACGUGGAGGAGCAGAGUCACUGGUGGGGUUAUGUACUCCCUCCACAGAAACCUCAAGGGAACCUGUCAUCGUGGGUGAUUCAUCUUAAAUGCCUAACUUUCACUAGAAUGAGAAGCAGAGUUAACAGGACCGAGGAGGGUAGUGUUAGUUUCAAAGGCAUGUAUGUCUGUUACUUAACCGCAGCGUUAAAUCUGAGGAAAUGGAAGUCGAGGUAUUUUUCCCAUCCUGGCAGCCACACGGUAGCAGUGUAAGACAGCCUUUGACUCUUCCAACAUAUUAGUCAUUUUUGUUUCUUUAAUUUUUGAACUAGGUUCUUGUCAAUUUCCAUUCUGUCUCUUGUGCCAGACCUCCAUCUGGGCGCUUGAUACAAUCACUUGCUUAGGAUUUUGCUUGAGUUCUGUAUUUGUAUUUUCUUAUUUAUUAUUAUAAUUAUUAUUAUUAUUAUUUUGAGUUCCCCAACUUAAUGGUGUUUGGGGUUAAGCUAGCACUGUCUGUAGUAUCUCUAAGAGCUGCCAGUAGAUAACACAGAGACCUGGGGGGUUAUACCUGCCUCACCAUGCCUUCCCUCCCUUCCCAGUGUGAGUCCACGGGUUCAUCUUUCAUCUUGAAAAGCAAUAUUCAAGUGCCUUGAACAGCGCCCCCUCAUGUGGUGACCUUCCGCUGGCUGGAGAUCCAAGCAGUAGCGCCCACAAACAACCAACCAUCCUCUUUAUAUUCUCAGCUUAAAAAGCUGAAUUGUACUUCUCCCCAAGGGGAAAAAAAUGGUUCCAUAUAAAACACUAACACUUCAUCACAAGCCACUGUUCCAUUUCAAAUGCCUUUUUCUUAAUUAGAGGCGCAGUGAUCCUAACUAGGUCUCAUGCCAUUACCCAGUUGGCUAAGUGGGAGCGGACCAUAAAAUUCAUGCUCACUUCAGGCCCUCUUGACACCUCCUGCUUCAUGCCAUCUGAAGUGGCAGGAAUAUGGGCUCGUAGACACCUGCCCACUCAUCUCCACUCUGACCUGGCUCCCAGUCACCACCUUGAAACAUUAGUCAGUUGAGAAGUCUGACCACUGUAUGCCAGACCUCUCUCUUAAAAAAAAAAUAAAAUUUAAAAAUGCAGGCACUUAGCUGAGUCGCUCUCUUCCCAGUUAGCCACCCUGAAAAAUAUCACACCUUAAAGUGGCUUAUGACUGUAUCCUGGCUUCGAAUCAGAGCAGACUCCUAGGGAUGUAGUAUUAGGUGUUGGGCCACACCACUCUGAAAAAUGAGGCAAGAGGGCAGCUGUCAGCCUUCGUGCACAGACGCUUCUGCUUGCAAAGCUCAGAUGUCCAUCUCCGUAGUAAGUGUCCCUCUAAUGGGCAUCUCUCUUCUCCUGGUUUAAAGUCAGAUCUGCUAGAUGGCCCAGAAUGUAGCAGGGCUGUGAGCUGAGUGUUCCUCUGGAGUCUUGUGCCAACAGAGUCCCUGCCUGUUGCCAUGCCAUAGACCUACAUAGCCCAUCUGUCUCUACAGCCAGGGCCAAGUUCAACCAUGGAGCUUAUAAGCCAGCUCUGCAGGAAGCAGCCAGUAUCCAGCGCAAAGGCAUCAGCAAAGCACCCCAAGGCGGUGUAACUGUGAAAGCCCCAGAGCUGGGGAGUCAGAGUGCUGGUGCUGGAGAUGCCCUCCCUGCCAGAGCAAGACUGGCUAUCCUUGUCUUUUCAGGGCUGUGUUCUCUUACACAGAGCUCCGUGGGCUCUAGGUGCCCCUGGAGUGUUUGGUUCCGGUCACUCGCCUCUGCUGUCAUGUGCUACCUGUGGACAUUCUACUCAGACUCCUGAGGCUGGGAACCAUCCCUGCAGAGGAGACGGGGUGGAGCAAAGGUCAAGAACACAGUGGAGUGAAGGCUCUAGGCUGUGUUCCUCCUGUCCUUCAAUGUCUCCCCUUUCUGUUCUCUUCUACCUCACCACUUGACGUCACUCAGAAUUGUGAGGCAAGUGGCCUGGGGGGGGGGGGGGGGCUUAAGAGGCUACAAGCCUGACAGAUCAUCUCAUCUUGCUUGGCGGGUGUGCUUUCUGCCUCCUUCAGUGAACACAUCCUGAAGUGGUGUCCGGAGUCUGCUAAGCACAGGGAUUUUCCUCUUGGCUUCCAGCUGUUCUUGAAAUUCCAGCAGCUGUUGGGUCUGUAGGCAGAGUGGUCUCCAGCCUCGGAAAUUCUUGUCUUUAACUCUGCCUUCCCGCACAGCUGUCAGACUCCAUCACAGCCAUUCCUAUAGGCCUGGGUUAUCCCCCAGACUAUCUGAGCACACGUCCCAGGAGCUGCAGCUGUCUCUCAUCCCUAGACUGCCGUGAGCUCUCCUUCACAAACACAGCUAUUGCCAGGACAGGAAGGUCAGCCAGCUCACUUCCCCGGGCAUGCUCGGUCUCCGCUUCCCAAAGAACACUCCAGUUUCUGUUCCCUGUGGGAGGAAGGCAGCUCCUGAGACAGCCGGUGGAUCUGGGCCAGGCUGCUCUGGUGGCCACAGUGGACCUGUCGGACACGGAGCGCUUUUACUCUGUUUUCCCAUGAUGACUGUCAAAUUCAUUAGGCACAGCUACCACUGUAGCUUCUCUGGAACUGAAUCAGGGGAAGGCUUUAUGGCCUCUUUGACCCAGGUGGCCUGAGACUCUUAAGUGGCUUGGUUCUAUCUCCCUGCGGUGCUACCACCAGUCUGACCAGUAGACUCACAUGCUAAGAGAAUGGGCUGAUGAGAAAUUUUCAUUCUGUCUAUGCUUUUUAGAUGGAAACCCCUAGGAAGUGAGUGUAGGAACAAGCUCCUUGUAAAGGAUACAACCCCAAGACCUCAGGCUCAGCCAGCGGAAGAAGACAGUUCAGGAACAGCAAAGGAGAAGCCAGGGUUCCCCUGGGUGCCGCAGGAGGCCCUGCUUCUUCACCGAACCCCCGCCCACCCCGUGCCCAUCCCUGCUCCUCUCCUGCCACCUUCCCUCCAAAGAGCCACAGCCACGUCUUCAGUGGCAUAUCGAGUUUUCAUUUUUGGACAAAGUGACAUUUAGCUUUAACGAGGCAUUUCCAAAGCUCCUGGUCUCCUAUGAAAUGCUGACUGUAAAAGUUCAGCAUUGUUGCCAAGAAUGGGGAGGGAGGGGGUUAAUGAAAGAAAGACGUUAGAUUAUGCGUGAAUGUGCACGCCCCAUCCCUCGGUUAUUCAAAUUUCAAAUGCCUUUGAGUUGCUUUUCAUAGAUGGGUUUAGUUUGUUCAUGUUAAGUAGUCUGUUACUGUAAUUUUUGUAGUCUUCUUCUGGCUUUAAUUUCUACCACAAAUAUGCUAUGUACUAAGCUUUCUGUGAUCAGAAAGGAAAGGUGCCUUAAAUCCCAAUACCACGCCUCUAUCCCUAUGGAAAAUAUAUCAGAAGCACAGUGCCAGGAAGCAUUGGGACUUCCGCUGGCAAAGUAGGACACCACUCAGCAAGACACAUCCAAGUGGCACGGGGCUGCUUUUGUUUGCUAAUUCCUUUUUUUUUUAUUCUCCUAACCCAUAAUUAUCUUUUAUUUGUUGUUUUAUUUUUUUGUAGUUUGCUUUAAACAGGAAGCACUUACUAGAUGGCUCUGUGUCGAAGCUCUGUGCAAUGGAAAUCGUGUUGCUUUGGUUUGGGGGGGGGUGGUUUUGUUUUGUUUGUUUGUUUUUUGAAAAAGAUAGCGUUAUUGCACACAAAUGAACUCCUAAGUAAGCUUUAGAACCAGGAUCGUUCAGGUCGUGGAUGAGUGUGUUCACUGUAGUUCUGUGUGUUCACGAACCGACGGGCAAGCCGGCCUCCCUUGGCCACCGAGGCUCAGCCCUGAGCCCUGGGUCAUGGCUUCCUGGGUUCCAGCAGUGGGGAGGGGGAACUCUUCCGAAUGUCUGACCCUACAGUCGACCCUUGAAGCACUUAACCCUCUCUUUGUGGAGAUAGACCAACUGCUACUGAUCUGUCAGCGUACUCGAGGGUGAUUAUAAAAGGAUGUUUCUUUAAGAAAGAAAAAAUAUUUCUAUCUAUCCUCUUCUAAUUUAUUAUUAGGUUAAUCAUUUAAGUACUUAUCAGGAGUGUGUUGUCAUUUUGUGUUGUUGUUGCGAAUGCUUUUGCUGUCACUCCAGUGGUUAACUGUCCCUUGCUCCCCACCUCUCUUCUCCCCAUCCCAGAGUCCAAAGAGGUCUGGGGACCAGCAGCGGGGGGCGUGAGGGACAGAAGGGAGUCCUCCAGCACAAUCAGACACUUGUCUCCCUAGUAGCCACUCAAAACCUGGCGGUCUCUACAUAUCUUAACUGUUCAAUCGAGAGAGUUGACGAACAAAGCUACCCAUGUCUGGCAGCACUAGGGGGAGGCCUGCUCCCAGAGGCGCUGCAGUGCAGUGAGAAAAACAAAAGCCAAGUUCAAGUUUCCCCAAAGCCUCCUAGAGCCUCAGUUAAAACUUCUGGGUUCAUGAAUGUUUGGCGAGCCUGGAUCAGGAGAGAGGCAGGCAGUCUGGCCAUAGCCGUCACCCUGAGCCGGAAGGUGGUUUCUCAGUGGUCCCCACAGGUGACCACGGCUUUGAUUUUCAUUGUCAGUUGUCUUUCCUUGCUUUCAAAGUUGGUCAAAAGCAUCUUUUGAGGCAACAGGUCUUUCCUAGCACUGGAGGUGGCUGGAGUGCCCACACCGGGGCAUGGGUGAGCGAACCCUUUACCCUCCCAUGUCAGGAGAAGUGGAGAAAGGACUCUCCAUGGCUGGAGAUACAGCCACAAGAAACCCCAUUGCCUGCUCAGCAGACGGUGGGUGGGGUAUGUGGGGCUGAACUCUACCUGGGAGCGGCAAACUUAAAAAAGAGGCUCACCCCAGGGACAGGCGAAGGGCAUGCUCACCCCUAGGCAGGGCCGGAUACCUGCCUUUACCCCAAACAGUCCACUGAGCCCAAAUCCAAAUUUCUUUGUGUCGUAUCUUUCCCACUAUUGGGGAGGAGAGGGGCAGAGGGUCCUUCUCAUCUCUUUGAGGAUAAAAGUCCUUCAAUAAAAUUGCCCCAAUCCCCCAAGGGUUUUUAUUUUUCCUAGUCUAUGCAUCUCUCUACUUCUCUCUAGUUCUCUCCUACCACCCCACCCCAAACACACACAAAAUAGACAUCUCAUGUCCUACCCUCUGAGACCACCCUGCCUCAGAAAAAUGCCGGACAUUUUGGAGACAUGAGAAUGCAUUUAAAAAAAAAAAAAAAGCCUUCAAGCAUUUUGAGAAUAGCUUGCCAUAAGCUGACAGUGGGGAGGAAUCAGCUCCAUGAUUCCCUAAGUCCCUUCCCAUAGGACAAGAGACCUAGCUCUUUGCGUUUGUGCAAUAACUACUUGCUAGGAGAGCGGGUAGCACCACCCUCCUCUAGACUACUAACACACAGCACAAGACACACGUCAGCCCUUCCUCAGCCCCUCCCCCAUCAUGUGUUACAUUUUAGCAGUAUUUACUUUUUUUUUUUCUGUCAGGCACUAAGUCUUAGGUGUUUAUAGAGCUUGUGUGUUAAUACAAUCACAGAUCUUUUUAUUUUAAUCCUCACCAAGACCCAGUUGACCAAAAAGAAGUGAGAGGAAGAAAAAAAAUUUGUAAAAGAUGUAAAAGAUGUCUCUCUCUCUCUCUCUCUUUUUUUUUUUUUUU
Molecule: messenger RNA, 12924 nt
Organism: Apodemus sylvaticus (European woodmouse)
Lineage: Eukaryota; Metazoa; Chordata; Mammalia; Rodentia; Muridae
Gene: Cux1
Product: cut like homeobox 1
Exons: 24
Coding region: 216-4808 (1530 amino acids)
Biological process (GO): intra-Golgi vesicle-mediated transport; regulation of DNA-templated transcription
Cellular component (GO): Golgi membrane
Molecular function (GO): DNA binding; DNA-binding transcription factor activity, RNA polymerase II-specific
Source: RefSeq, a predicted model, not a curated record